GCGCUGCCGUGACUCUGGACUCCUCUGUAAGUCUCCUGCUUCUGUUUGCUGGAAUAUUCUGGGAAACGUUUUGAUUGAGACAUGGAGGAACUGGAGCAUUUUCAUUUCCUAAAUUAAAGCGGAGUCCGUACAGUGGAGUUCAGUGACCCGGGGUUUUAGACGACUUUGGAGACUUUACGCAUGCUGAUCGCUCCUCAUCAGCUGUGAGCAUGGAGCAAUUAGACUUUAAAGUUGACGAUUUUAACUUGAAGUAAUGACGGAGGCACUGAAGCACUACCAUCGAGCUGAUAUUAUAUUUUAUAGGGAACUCUUAAUUUUUGGGGAGCAUCUCAAGUGGCUUCACAAUAGAUAACCUAGAAGGGGAAAGUACUCUGUGACAGGCUGGACCAGAGGACCACUGAUGUCAAGGAGCUGCAAAGUCAUCUGAACGCUUACAAAUACAGAAAGUAUUUGUUAGUGAGUCAAAUGGCAGAUGAAUAUGAACAGUCCAGUGCGUCCGAAUUUAUUAAAGACCGGCUAUACUUUGCCACGCUGCGGGUCAAACCUAAGAACACAGCCAACACACACUUCUUCAGCACGGAUGACGAGUUCUUAUAUGAGAGUUUUUAUGCAGACUUUGGGCCCCUCAACCUGGCCAUGCUGUACAGAUACUGCUGCAAACUCAACAAAAAGCUCAAGUCAUUCACAAUGUCUAGAAAGAGACUGGUCCACUACACCAGUUAUGACCAGAAGAAGAGAGCCAAUGCUGCUGUUCUCAUCGGUGCCUAUGCUGUGAUCUAUUUGAAAAGAAGCCCAGAAGAUGCCUACAGGACUCUGAUCUCAGGAAGCAACACAGUCUACAUGCCAUUUAGAGAUGCAGCAGUGGGGGAGUGCUCGUUCAACCUCACCGUUCUAGACUGCUUACAAGGAAUCCGCAAGGCAUUACAGCAUGGGUUCCUGGAUUUUGAAAGCUUCAGUGCAGAGGAAUAUGAACAUUAUGAGCGAGUUGAAAACGGAGAUCUGAACUGGAUCAUCCCGGGAAAAAUUCUGGCAUUCAGCAGCCCUCAUGCUCGCAGUAAGAUCGAAAAUGGUUAUCCCCUUCACACACCUGAGGCAUACUUUUCAUACUUUUGCCAAAAUGCCGUGACAACCGUGGUUCGUCUGAACAGGAAGUUAUAUGAUGGCAGGCGGUUUGAGGAUGCAGGAUUUGAGCACCAUGACCUCUUCUUCCUUGAUGGGACCACACCCUCUGACCUCAUCGUCAGACGCUUUCUGCAUGUGUGUGAAAGUACAGAUGGGGCAGUGGCAGUGCACUGUAAAGCUGGAUUAGGCCGCACAGGCACUCUGAUUGGCUGCUAUCUGAUGAAGCACUUCCGGUUUACUGCAGCUGAGGCGAUUGCUUGGAUCAGAAUCUGCCGACCAGGAUCCAUCAUCGGUCCCCAGCAAAACUUCUUAGAGGAGAAGCAGCACAGUUUAUGGGUUCAGGGUGACGUGCAUCGCUCCAAACAGAAGCUGGUCCAGCAGAGACUGAGUCGGCAACAGCAGCUGCAGCAGCAGCGUCGGCAGCAACAGCAGUUUCACAGCUCUGACUCUGUGGAGGGAGGGAAACAGGAGGCAAUGUCCUGCCUGCUUUCCAGCAUGGAUGACCUGUCAAUCAACACCACCCUCUGCAAGUCAUACAGCUUGGAUGAGGACAACUGCAAGGACACCAGUCUGACACAGGGAGACAAACUGAGAGCGCUGAAGGGAAUACGGCCGCCUAGAUCAGUGUCGUCCUCCUCAAGGUUAAAUUUGUCUAAGACUCCACACUGCUCCAUCCUCCCUCCACCUAAGCCCUCUAAAGUCCUCCUUUCCCUGUCCCCCUCUUCUACUAAAAAACUGGUGCGAAGCUCUUCUACCAUCACUGCCCCGCAGAUCAAGAGUCCCUUCAGCCUCAGUCUGUUCAGCACCAGGCCAGCUUUAAUUCACUGAGUUCACAUUUGGGUCAUUCUGUUCUGAUCCACCCAGCUGAUGAUGGACUGGUUGAAAGCUGGAUCAGCUCUCUUCCUCCACGCUGUCGUCUCAGAGGUCUUAAAUAGUUGUUCAGCCCCAACGAACGUGUCGGUCAUUCGUCAUUGUGACACAGACGGGAACGGUGAUUUCUCAACACUUUAAGGGCUCAUUCACCCGUCAUCUGAUCUCAUCUGUCAUAAAAGGACGAACACCAAAAAUCCUCUCAGUGUCUGUCAUGUAUAGCAAGCAGAUUGUGUUCUGUAACUGUAGAAAACUUGUAGCUGCUGUAACACUGGACUACAGGCAAAUCACAUCUGUGUAUCAGACUGGAUCCUUAGGAGAGACGGUCCACACCGGUAUCAGAUUGAAGUCCUGGCAUCACAAAGCUUUCUGGUUAUGUUUGUAACAUGGUCAUGCUUUCGCUGGCACAGCUUUACCUCAUGUUUUUUUGUUGGUUGGAGUUUUCUUGGCUCUAAUAACAGUGCAUCUGUUAGACGCCGAACAGUCAUUCUCACAGUUAUCUUGCUGGAAACAAAAGAAGUGGGCAGGUGUAAAGACCAGACUAAAGCUCCUCAGUGCAUUAGGGAAACAAAGGCUGUCACAUGUGGUGUGAAUUCCUGGUCAUAAGAAGAGCUGCAGCGCAUAUGGAAGUUAGUUUGACCUGUUCCACCUAAACAACAUACACCUCUUCACAGUAACAGCGGUCCCUGUUGGCAGCAGUGUCUCUGAGCAGGAUCGUGCAUCAUGCUAACUGAAUGCAUUCUUCUGGAAUGUGUUUGAUGAACAUGGAAGCAGUUAAGGAUCAUUUCUCACCCUCUAGAUUUCCUGUAUCUCAGUCUGAAUGAGCGGCUCAUGUGCAAAGCCUGUCAGAUCUGUAGCUCCACAAUCAAAACUUUCAGGAUCUGCUUCCAACGUCUCUGACGUUCCAGAAACACAAACCCUUGAAAGGCUUGAAAAAUCCAAGUGUUAAAGCUGGGUGGGUCACAGCUGUAUUGGCAUAGGCUGGUUGUUGUAAUGUUGUCAGCUUUAUUUUUGUGCGCUUUGGGGACCUAGAUUUAGCCCCAGGGUGUAUUCACAGUGAGAAACAAAAAGAUGAGCAGAAAGAACCACAGCCAGCCACAUCCUGUGCAGUUCUGCAUUUUCACAGAGCUACUGCACUUUGGUUAAGAAUGAAUAACUGGACAAAAACAUUGUUUUGCAAGACCAAUUGUGAUUUGCUGCUUCUGCUAUACAUAAUCUUUUCAAGAGGAUUUCAUCCACAAAGAAAAACAUAACAGCCAUAUAAUGCUGCUGCAACCUCCUGAAACCACGUCUCAGAGACCUUAAUGGCUGUACAAUUUCCAGUGUCUGUAAUAUCAAAAAACAGGCGAACACUGUGGAGAUUUGUUCUCCUUUUAAUCUUCCAACAAUGCAGUAAUAUGAAAAGCACAAGGGUGGCUACAAAGCCAUGACACUCUAAAAAUGCACUUUUUUUCCCUUUUUUUUUAGACAAAAAUGUAACAGAAUAAUUAAAAGAAAUGAAUGAAAUGAAAACAGCAGAUAUUCUUCAGAGUUUUAUGCAUCAGUACAUAUGAAACUAGUCAGACUGAAGGCACAGACACUUUAUAUCAAGUUUUCAGAUGACAGUAAAUUUAUUAAUAUAUUGGAUUUGUCGACAAUGCUUUGGGCAAAACAAAAAGACCUUUAAUGAAAAUGAUGCAUCAGGGGAAUUUACUGUGUUUAGCUGUGCUUUAUUUUUCAUGCAAUAUAAAUGCUAAGCUUGCAAAUGCUGCUGUUACUGUCAUACUUUACUGUACAUGGAUGCGGUCACAGCCUGUGUGACUAACAGGUGUUUUGGAAAUGUCCUGUAUGAUCACCGGUUUAUUCAAAAGAAGGAAAACAAGUCAGUGCUGAUCCAGUUUGAGAGGAUGGCCAACAGUGGUGCUGCUGCAAAGUGCUGCUUUUAAAUGAAGAAUAAAGUCAAAGUAAUGAUGAGAAAA
This is a messenger RNA of Archocentrus centrarchus (flier cichlid), 3950 nucleotides long. Its product is annotated as dual specificity protein phosphatase CDC14AB-like. The transcript is spliced from 14 exons. NCBI's taxonomy places the organism in Eukaryota, Metazoa, Chordata, Actinopteri, Cichliformes, Cichlidae. The record is from RefSeq and is a predicted model, not a curated record. Gene Ontology annotation, biological process: protein dephosphorylation. Bases 466 to 1950 code for a protein of 494 amino acids.